AUGGGCCUCGCCGCGAAUACUCGAUUACGCGCUGUCUCUACGGCGGAUGUGCUUCGUCCGCAAGAUCAUAACAUUGCAUCCCUCGUUCAGAGCCUGGGAUCCCUUGACCGGGGCUCGUAUACAAUACUGCAGGAUAGCCUGGACCAAACUGCGGUUCUCCAACAGCUGCGGCACAUCUUGAAAGAUGACAAUGAAGUCCACGGUGCGAGCAGCGGUUUCAGGCGUGCGGGUGGCUUUCAGGCAUUGCUUCAUCUCCUGCGAUCCUUGGUAGAUGUCUACUCUGUACAAGAAGCCCAGUCGUCUGAUCCAAAGUCUCUUCUCCAGACGUUGGCACAAUGGUUCGCUGUUUUGGGUGCAGCGUUGGAAACUCAUGACGGGAACCAAAAGUAUUUCAGGACCAAGGUCGACGCAGGCGGCUGGCACUCUUUGCUGUGCACACUUGAACAGUUACUGUUUAUCCUGUCGCGUCAAAUUGAGGAAGGGUUGGCCAUUGAGCAGUUCUUUGGGAUCCUCUUUGCGACUGCGGCCGGGACAGAGAUGAUUCACGACAUUUACACUUCGCUAGGAAGGUCCCUGAAACCAGAAGAUGGACAUCUCCUCUCAGAUACAGUCGUCAGUUCCACCCGCGUCGCUGUUGCUAAGGUCGCUUCAAACAUUGACGAAUUGGCGGUACCGGAGUUGCUCACCAUAGUGAUUCAACUCUGGGUCAUGGUUGUCAGGACCGGAAAACUCCCUCAAGGAGUUAUACAGGUUGCACUCCCUCUAAGUGUCACCGCGAUCCUGUCGAUAUCCCGGCGUAACGUUGUCAGCGCCCACACAGCUGGUACCCUCACCGCUAUCCUCAACCUUCUUUUUGAGGACUGUCUGUCAACGGUCGAACGAGCUCUAUUCAGGGAGGCUGCUCUUGUGCUAUGUCAAGAAGGCAUCUCCAGCUUAGAUGAUGCUCACUUCAUGUUCAAACAGGCAAGUGUGACAUCCGACGCAGCGUUAUUCCUCUUGGACGCAAUCAAAUCGGCUCGGCAGCCUCCAAGUAUCCAGUUUGACCUGUCCCAGCAGGGCUAUGCUUCGACCGAGCUGGCCACUCUUGGUAGGCCCUUUCCUCCCACCGACAGCUCUGGCUAUACCUUGAGUCUUUGGGCUAGAUUCGACGCGUUUGAUGAUCAGGUCCACACUACCCUGUUUGGCGCCUUCGAUCGAAGCCAGACAUGCUUUGUGCUAGCAUAUCUUGAGAAAGAUACGCAUCAUCUUAUCCUUCAAACAGCCAUACAGGGAAACAGGCCGAGUGUGAGGUUCAAGUCGGUGGCUUUCGAGCGAGAGCGGUGGUAUCACAUAUCUGUGGUGCACAAGAGGCCCAGGACAAUGUCGUCUUCCAAAGCCUUCCUCUUUGUGAAUGGAGACUUUGCGGAACAGCAGAAAGCCAAUUAUCCAGCCGUGGCUCCGAGUGAUCGAGGAUCAUCUGUCGCUAAAGUCCAGGCAUUCUUUGGAACACCUCAGGAUCUGUCUCCCAACUCAAAUGCAACCACAUGUCUAUCUAAGUGGUCACUGGGGCCUGCGGUGCUGUACCAGGAUGCGCUGAAUGACGACCUGAUCGCUGUUUUCUACCACCUAGGACCGAAGUAUCACGGUAAUUUCCAGGACUGUCUUGGAUCCUUUCAGACCUACCAGGCGUCGGCCGCGCUGAACCUACGUAACGAAAUGCUGCACCCGGGGAAAGAAGAGCAUUCGGAUCUGAUUCUAGCCAUCAGGCAGAAGGCGAGCAAUCUCAUUCGGGAAGACAAGAUUUUGAUCAAUGUGUCGCCUGGAACCGUUCUGGACAAUGACGACCGCAACAACAUCGAUGAGACCCAAUUAGUGAAGUCGCUCUCGAAACUGGCGGCUAAGAACCUGGUUGCCUACACACGUUCGGGAACCAAUGCUGUUGCCAUCAACGGUGCAGUCCCUUCCAUCAACGAUGCAUUGACACAAGCUCGUGGUGUUUUCAUGCUCAUGGGUAAUCCGACCGUGACAGUCCCACAGUCGCUCGAUGAUGCCAGCUGGCGCCUCGGCGGUUGCGGCGCCAUCGGCCUUGGAUUAGUCCAGAGAGCUCGCACCACUGACGAUAUUGCUCUGGCUAUAGAUGUCUUGUUGGAAACCGUACGAUACAGCUGGAGAAACAGCGAGGUAAUGGAAAGAGAUGGUGGAUACGCCAUUCUAGCAAUGCUCUUGAAGGAGAAACUCUCCAGUCCUACACAGACUAAUGGAGAAGGAAAGGCAGGAGCUGCGAUUCCUACCUCUAGACUCGAUAAGAAUGGGUUAAGCCUUCGAGUGUUCAAAUCCAUCUUGUCCUUUACCGGGUAUGACUUCGAAGAGCCGUCGAACUCCGUGAUCAACAAUCCUCUGGCCUACAAAGUUUUGAUAGCGGACAGCAAUAUCUGGAGAUGUGGCUCAAUCUCCGUCCAGGAAAUGUACUUCGAUCAAUUCCUCGUCUUCGCCGAACAGAGCCAACACAAACGUUUCAACCUGAGAAGAUUGUCGAGAAUGAGAGUUCUGAAGCGGCUGCUCGAAGCAUUGAAGUCGGAGCCUGUCGCCAAAGCCAUUAUGCCUAAGUAUAUGGCUGCGUUCAAGGUGCUGUUGCCUCAGUCAUUGUCUGCGGAGACUCUGCGAUCUUUGGCCCUGCUUGUGACUUUCUCCGUGAACAAGCGCAAUGCGGGUUUGCACGCUCGAAAAGCAACACGCAGAGACGUACGACAAAGAUCAUCCAGCGGGUCCUCACAGGCUGGAAAAGAGGAAACAAUAUCGACAUUGUCGCAUUUUGAGAUCGGGGUAGAAGUUCUUCGUCUCUAUUCAGAGCUGUUAUGUCGUCCACAUGCCGAUGGCAUGAUCAAGAAAUUCGCCAAAACAGUCACCAACAAAUGGCUCCUCUAUUUGCUGUCCGAGACAUCUCCAGAAGUUGUGGUGCUUUCGAUGAGAAUACUGGCCAGGCUCCUGGUAGUACACGGCGAUGCAUAUGUCAAAAAGUUCAGGGAUAGCUCGAGAACGUCAGGCUUCACAAUCAUGGCCUACCGCUUGAAGAGAUGGUGGCACCUUCCCGCGUUAUGGCCAGCUUGUUUCGCAAUAUUAUUUGGCCUUGAUGUGGGAAACCUGGACUUGGACAGGAAUUUCGACUUAUUUGGCUUCAUCGAUCUCUUCGCUACUAAGAAAGGGCUUUCUGUUGUCUAUCCCGAAAUCUUCGAGGUCAUCAUGAGCAUGCUACAGAGCGGGCUGAAGACGAUCGUCUCGUCGACGAGACUUCAGACCGCCUCAACUUUAGCACCUCCACUGGAAGACUUGAAUCAACCACCUCAAAGACUUUCGAUGUCGACAAUGGCACCACCGAACCCACUACUAACCAUUGUCACAAGCCAACAUGUAGACACAUUCAAUACGGUCGUCCACUUUCUUGCAGAUCUUCACACAAGGUCGCAAAGCUUCCGGGAUUAUGCUGCAAACUCCUCGUACGUACAGGAUAUUCUUGCGGCCCUCUUUCCUGUGGUAGUUGGUUCGGAUGUUGUUGAGGCGCGGACGGAACUGGACGCACGGGAUGCAAUGCUCACCUUCGAUGGAGGUGACGUCGUCGUUCAUCCACUCUCACUGGCGCCUCCCAUUAUACGGAUGGCUGAUGAAGCGCCGACGGUGGCAACUCGUGGGAAAGCGCUUCGAAGGGGAUCCUCUUUUGUGUUGGUGACAAGGGAGCACGCUCAUCAGAGUAGUGGCGGCUCCAGCACCACCGCGGGGGCCGGUCCGAGCUCUGCUGUUGGAAAGACUCUUGAGCUCAAUGAGGGCCACUCAAUCGUGCAGAGCUUGCUCGAAAUUGUCAUAUCAGUCUUCAUCGACCAGAUCAUUGUUAGGAAAGAAUUUCCAGGCUUGGGUCUCUUUUUGAAGACUCCGCCUGGAUUCGUCGAACAUCAGUCUUACUUUGAAUCAUGGAUUCUGAGGAACACAAUAUCGCAGCUAUCCAACCAGAUCGCAUUGGACCAAACAGUGUUGGUUGAGCCCCGAGUCCUAACCAACCUAGCUCGCUUGUUUAGCCAUAUCGAGGAAGCUCUUUUCGAAGGGUGGUUUAUCAACGGUGCAGAUGCGGUUCUUGAUCUAUCAGCAUCAGUCCUGGAAUAUUUGCAGCGCCCCGAUAUUGCCAAAUUGAAAGGGGUGCGACUUUGUGCGCAAGCAAUCGCGAUCAUUCGUGCAGUUGUCUUUCGGAUCGUCCUUCUUGGCCUAUCUUUGGUUCAGGACAAAGACUCGUUGUUGUUCCUACAAAAGCUCACUUACUGGCAGACCGUCCUCCUUUCCGCCGAGGACACGCAGGCAAACUACUUACAGCUUAUCUGUUACCUGCUCUACGCAAAUCUGGUCUCGUCCACCGACGCUGUCCGGCAGGCCGCAGCAAACUUGUGGCGAAUCAUCCUAGUUCAAAGACCUGAUGAUGCAGCUGCAAUUCUUGGACAGGCUGCAACAACCGAACAGAAGGACCUGACUGCUAGCUUCCAGAAGGUAGUCGAGCUGGACAACGAGACGUUCCUCUACUGGGUAGACGAGCAUCGAACUGAGCUGGACUCCCUAUUCUUUGAUACUCUCUCGAAACAAUGGAACGCCUUUGUUGCCAACGAAAAUAAGAGGACCGAAGAAAGCGGACGGUUGAGGAUAUCACGCCGACGACAAAAACUGAAGCAGUGGGCGAGAGAAGAGGCUGAGCGUGACGACUUGUUUCGACGACACGACAUAGCAUUUGAGAACUGGACGGCGAACAUCUAUUCAUCAGAAUACCUGAAACACCAAAGGUUGCUUCAGGAUCAGCAGGAUGAUCUUGUCUACACUGAGUCUAGUUUCAACCGGAUGCAGAGGGAUACCAGCAGGCCUGGUGGACUCUUCCAGGUUGACAAAGCUCGGAAAUGGCGACUCGAUCAGACGGAAGGGAGAAAUCGGAUGCGCAUGAGACUGCACGAGGACUUCACCAUGGUCGAUGAUGACCAGUCACCAAGACGGAAGGGAUCUGACAUGCCACACCUGCGUCUGGACACUAAAAGUACGAAAUUCUCAUCAGCCGAGUCCAUAGGCGUCACCCCUGGCAGCACGACACCUGUUAUUGACAGCCCUAAGCGCCUAGAUAAUGGCGUUGAGCCGUUCCCUGAUAUCCAGGAGAACGUGGGUGGAGGCCAAGACGGAAAUGAUGAGAACGACGAGCAAAACAAUGAAGGUGUAGAGGUUGAUGACAGCUUCGAGAUGGUAGAGGAUCCAAACGCGGAAUUGGAGGACUUUGAGGACAAGAACAGGAAAGUGAUGCGGAGCUUGCAUCGAGGGGACCAGGUCAAACAUGUCGCCAACAUCUCACGGAUCCUCGGGCUUGAGGCUGUGGAGGGGCUCCUGAUACUGGGCAAAGACUAUAUUUACCUCCUCGACAAUUUCUUCCAGCGCGCUGAUGGGGAAAUUGUCAAUGUGUGGCAAGCACCGCAGGACGAACGCGACCCAUAUGUGCGCAUGAUUUCAGGCCGGGAUGUCACCGACCGCAAGCACGUAUCACGAAACGAUGAGCACGGGACUCGGAGCUGGAAAUGGAUGGACAUUAUCAGUGUCUCCAAGCGACGAUUCCUCUUCCGCGAUGUUUCCAUCGAGAUGUUCUUCAGCGACGGCAGAAGCUACUUAUUGACAGUCAAAUCGCCCGAAGUUCGGAAUGAGUUGCAUAGCCUUAUCAGUGCAAAAGCCCCCUCCCCGGGUGCCCUGAACAGCACGCAGCCGGAAACGGCCUGGCGUUACGAGACAUUGAAGAGCGUUGAUGACGAGCCACAGACGUUUGGUUCGAAAUUUGCCAACGUCUUCGGCCAACAAUCCAGCUCUUUUGCAGCGACUCGAAAGUGGCAGAAAGGAGAAAUGUCGAAUUUCCAUUACCUUAUGCUGAUCAACACGAUGGCCGGGAGGACGUACAAUGACUUGACCCAGUAUCCUGUUUUCCCUUGGGUCAUCGCAGAUUACACCAGCGAGGAGCUUGAUCUCACCGAUCCCAGAAGCUUCCGCGAUCUGUCCAAGCCCAUGGGCUGCCAAACAGCUGAACGAGAAAGAGAGUUUCGCGAACGAUACCACACCUUCGCGGAGAUGGGAGACAACAACACCCCUGCCUUUCAUUACGGCACUCACUACUCGUCGGCCAUGAUUGUAACUUCCUACCUGAUCCGCCUCCAACCGUUUGUCCAAUCGUAUCUUUUGCUGCAGGGUGGCACAUUCGAUCAUCCAGACCGCAUGUUCUUCUCCAUCGCAGGGGCAUGGAAGUCAGCCUCUCGUAUGAACAUGACCGAUGUCCGAGAGCUGACGCCCGAAUUCUACUAUCUUCCGGAAUUCCUGGUCAACGUCAAUAACUUCGACUUUGGCACCAGACAGAACUCGUCUGAAUCGAUCGGGAACGUAGAGCUCCCGCCUUGGGCGAAGGGAGAUCCUCGCAUUUUCAUCGCGAAACAGCGUGAAGCGCUCGAAAGCCCCUAUGUGAGUCGGCACCUGCACCAAUGGAUCGACCUGAUCUUCGGAAGCAAGCAGAAGGGAGAGGCAGCUGUGGAGGCGGUAAACGUAUUUCAUUAUCUUUCAUACCAAGGAGCCAAAGAUGUCGACAAGAUCACCGACCCCCUAGAGCGGCUGGCGACGAUUGGAAUCAUCCACAACUUUGGCCAGACACCAUACCAAAUCUUCGCGAAGCCUCAUCCUGCACGAGAGCAAGUCCGACAUCGAUAUAAACGCCUUGACACUGCUGCAGAGUCUCUGACCCGAGUGCCUUCUACUCUUCUGGAGACCGGGGAGCGAGUAGCCUCGUUGAAUUUCUCGUGGAAAGCGGACAAGUUACUAUGCUCGGGGGCUUUCCGCCUCAACAUUGCUCCCGCAUACGAGAUGUAUAUGGAGUGGGGGUUUUCCGACAACAGUGUCCGAUUUUACUCAACGGAGAGCCGGAAACAGCUUGGACUAUUCGAGCACCUGCACAUUGGACAAUUGUCCUAUGCCAUGUUCACCGAUUCGAGGACGCUGGUGACGGCCGGGACGGACUGCACGGUCGCGGUCUGGUCAGUCAUCGAGGGCGCCAAAUCGGUCGACCUGCAGCCACGAGCGACACUUUUUGGACAUCGCAAACCGGUGACCGUUCUAGCGUUGUCGAGAUCGUUCAACGCCCUGCUUUCAGCAUCGACCGACGGACAGGUGAUGCUCUGGGACCUUAACAGAUGCGAGUUCAUUCGCAAGCUCGAUGACGAACUGUCUGUGAGCUGUGCGGCAAUCAACGAUGUGACUGGCAAUAUCGUGCUCUGUCAUGGGCAUGAAAUCAGCAUAUACACAUUGAACGGGGAUCGACUGUUGCGGCAGGGAUCAGGGGAUCGCUUACAGGAAAGCAUUCUUUCGUGCGCAUGCUAUGAAGGAGCGGGAAGUGAAUGGCUUGAACGAGACCUCGUCUUCACCGGUCAUAAGAGAGGUCAAGUCCGGAUCUGGAGCAAAGUGAUCCGCGACGGACGGUUCGAGUUGGACCUCAUUCGACAGCUGAAUCAUGCGGAUAACAGUCGAGAUGAUGGCGUCAAUGUUAGUGCCGGGAUUAGUUGCAUUCUACCAAUGCCUCAGGUGGUGUAUACUGGGGAUGAAGACGGCAGAGUGGUAUGUUUCUAG
Molecule: messenger RNA, 7641 nt
Organism: Capronia coronata CBS 617.96
Lineage: Eukaryota; Fungi; Ascomycota; Eurotiomycetes; Chaetothyriales; Herpotrichiellaceae
Exons: 1
Coding region: 1-7641 (2546 amino acids)
Molecular function (GO): protein binding
Source: RefSeq, a predicted model, not a curated record